Molecule: messenger RNA, 1723 nt
Organism: Tribolium castaneum (red flour beetle)
Lineage: Eukaryota; Metazoa; Arthropoda; Insecta; Coleoptera; Tenebrionidae
Product: cytochrome P450 9e2
Exons: 5
Coding region: 157-1659 (500 amino acids)
Molecular function (GO): iron ion binding; monooxygenase activity; oxidoreductase activity, acting on paired donors, with incorporation or reduction of molecular oxygen
Source: RefSeq, a predicted model, not a curated record
AUCUCAUAAAGUGAUAAAACAAGUAUUUUCAACUCAACAUUGUGCAUUUAAACUGAAUUUGAGUGAAUUACUACUACUACCGUUUGUUUUCGUAGUGGUAAAUUCGUUGUAAACAAACCUUGACUUUGAUUAAUUCAUAAUCACAAGUCGGUGAAAAUGUGGUGGCUUCUAAUCGCUGCCUUCACACUUCUAUACGCUUUGUACAUCCGUUUAAAGAAGAAAAAUGAAUAUUGGAUCAAAAAAGGGGUCAAACAAGGAUCCCCUGUUCUCAUAUUUGGUGACAAAUGGCGAGCAAUUGCUCACAAUGAGUCUUUGGCAGACAUGGUUCAAAAAAUCUACAACGUGGGACCAGGCGACAGAUACUGCGGGGCUUAUGACUUCAUGUCACCAGCCCUUGUACUAAAAGACCCGGAGCUCAUUAAAGACAUUCUAGUCAAAGAUUUUGACCAUUUUGUUGACCACAAACGGGUCAUUCCAGAAGGCAGUGAUCCAAUUUGGGACAAAAACUUGUUCUUUCUAACUGGGCAAAAAUGGCGCGAUAUGCGCUCAACUCUCAGCCCAGUUUUUACAGGAUCCAAAAUGAGGUUUAUGUUUAAUUUAAUAGCGAAAAGUGCAGAUCAGUUUGUGCAGCAUUUCGUCAAACAGGAAGAAACGUUGAUACAAAUAGAAAUGAAAGAUGCCUGCGCUAGACUAACCAAUGAUAUAAUCGCAAGCACAGUUUUUGGUUUUGAGAGUGAUUCGGUCGAAGACCCUGACAGUAAAUUUUAUGAGAUGGCGAGGAAAAUCACUGAUUUUAGUGGCCUUUGGCAAGGUCUCAAAAUCCUGGGUUUUUUCAUUUUUCCGAAGUUGUAUAAAACUUUGAAAAUCAAAAUUUUGUCAACCGAAAUCUCGAACUUCUUUUACAACAUUGUUAAAGAAAACAUCAGAAGUAGACAAUUACAAAACAUUUCGAGACCUGACAUGAUCAGUCUAUUGAUGGAAGCCCGUGAAAACCACAAAUUAAUCCACGGUGUUGAAAUAAGUGACGAAGAUGUGACUGCUCAAGCCCUUGUCUUUUUCUUCGCUGGGUUUGACUCAGUUUCCUCUUUGAUGACUUUCAUGUCGUACGAAUUGGCCUUAAAUCCCGAAAUUCAGAAGAAAUUAAUUGAAGAAAUCGACACGACUACCAAAACUCUAGACUACGAUGUGGUCAAAAGCAUGAAAUAUUUGGACAUGGUGGUUUCAGAAACUUUACGGAAAUGGCCUAUUACGCCCUUUGUAAACCGCGUUUGCACAAUCCCUUACACAGUCCAGCCCAAAAGACCAGACGAAAAUCCCAUACACUUAAAAAAAGAUGCAAUCGUGUUUCUGCCAAUUUAUGGACUUCAUCAUGAUCCCAAAUAUUUCAAGGACCCGGAACGCUUCGAUCCGGAACGAUUUAGUGACGAAAACAAGGCGAAAAUAGUGCCGUACACGUACGUGCCUUUUGGGGCAGGACCAAGGAAGUGUAUUGGCUACAGAUUUGCGUUACUGGAGAUAAAAAUUUUAUUCUUUUUUUUGUUAUCUAAAUUUGAGAUUGUGACGGUGGACAGAACCGAAAUUCCGGUAAAAAUAUGCAAGAAAGCCCUCAAUAUGACCCCCGAGGGCGGCUUGUGGCUGGGCUUAAAGCCACGGAAAUAAAUAUUAUUAAACAUGGCUUAAAUAUGAAGCAAAAAAGUAACGUAAUAAAAGUGAGAUAGGUUUA